Loa loa (African eye worm) is the source of this 1714-nucleotide messenger RNA. RefSeq names its product pellino family protein. The transcript is spliced from 11 exons. Bases 80 to 1624 code for a protein of 514 amino acids. Gene Ontology annotation, molecular function: ubiquitin protein ligase activity; protein binding. The record is from RefSeq and is a predicted model, not a curated record. Gene Ontology annotation, biological process: regulation of Toll signaling pathway; protein polyubiquitination. NCBI's taxonomy places the organism in Eukaryota, Metazoa, Nematoda, Chromadorea, Rhabditida, Onchocercidae.
UUGCAGCAGAGAUGAAAGGUAUACGUACGGGUUCGGAUUACAGCACAUAAAAAGAAGCAAAGAGGUAUGAUAAUGUCUGAUGCAUGCUGAGAUCUCAUUUACGCAGUACUGCUGCUACUGGUUGGCAGUAGUCCGAGGUAGUACCAUCAUCGUUUGUAAUUUCUUUUACAUAAUGGAAGCACUAUCCAUGGCUGAGGAAGACUCUGUUAUUUCAUGCGACAAGAAUGAGACUUUGAAAAAUGCGAACGAUAAUGUGACAAUUGAAGAUAGCAUUGGUUGUGUUUAUGGUAAAUUGGUUUUGCUUGGUUAUAAUGGCACGCUCGAAAGUAGUAGCACUUAUGCUCAAGGCCGUAAACAUCGUUCAAAAAUGAUACUGCGCAAACGACUAACGGGUAACGGUAUUAAAAAGCAUCAAAGCAGUUCGGUUAGCAUCCCGCCAUCACAGAGUCAGGUAGUGCGCGACGCUUCACGACAUGUUGUGUCGUAUUCGUACAAUCGUAAUCACACAGUUCUUGUAGAAUACAGCCCAGAUCCUUAUAAGGAUAUGUUUCAAAUUGGUCGCUCUUCCGAAGACCAAAUAGAUUUUACCGUUGUGGAUACAUGGCUUGCUGCAAACGCUCUUCAUCCAGGAGUCUACAGUGAACCAGGAUCCGAGAAUGCCGUGCUUGAUGCUUUUAGAGUUGGAAAAAAUGCACGUUGCAAUAUUCAGAGACCAAUAUCUUCAACUAUCAGUCGUUAUGCUUGUCGGAUACAAAUUAACCGUGACUAUCCCCAUCGAGCUUUUUUGUAUGCAGCUGGAUUUGACAGUUCCAGGAACAUUUUUCUCGGAGAAAAGGCAACGAAGUGGACGAAAUAUGAUGGCGAAAUUGAUGGUCUUACAACAAAUGGUAUUCUUAUUUUGCACCCAAAUACCAUGCAAAGACAGAAUUCCGGUCAAAAUACAGGAGACCAUAUGGGAAUGUUUGUGUGGCGUGAAGUCUCUGUCGAUGGUGACAUCUAUAAUAUAAGGGAAACGCGCUCUUCAACUAAACGAGGAGAGUUGUUGGCGGAUGAAACCAAUGAAUUACAAGAUGGGACACUGAUUGACCUCUGCGGUGCUACGCUUUUAUGGAGGACAGCUGAAGGCUUGACGAAAAGUCCGUGCCGCAGUGAGCUUGAGUCAAGGUUGAAUGAAAUCAAUGCUGGGAAGCCACAGUGCCCAGUAAAUCUUAAUACUCUCAUUAUUCCAAGGAAAAAGUCAGCGAAAAGUUAUGGUUCUUCCAGACAACCAUAUGUUUAUCUUAAUUGCGGUCACGUACAGGGCAAGCACGCAUGGGGCAAAAAUGACAAAAGUGACAGCGGGACUUUGUACAAGUGUCCCAUAUGUUUGGUGGAUUCAUCUAAAAUAAUCCAACUAGUUAUGGGGAUGGAAUCAGCAUUCCAUCUUGAUUCAGAUGCACUGGACUAUGCUUUCAAUCCAUGUGGGCAUGUUGCUUCACUAUCCACUGUGAGGUAUUGGUCUCGUAUUCCGUUACCGCAUGGUACAAGUAGCUUUCAUCCGGUAUGUCCAUUUUGUACAUCACUGUUAUCAAUGGAUAAACCAUAUGUUAGGCUUAUUUUCCAGGAUCACUGCUCUGAUUCGUAAUCCUUAAAUACAUAAAUGGUUUGUAGUGUUUAGGAUCUCCAUAUUUCUUUAUGUAUAUCCUUCCUCAGCGAGAUAGGUACAGUUAUUCGA